This is a messenger RNA of Effrenium voratum, 2463 nucleotides long. The record is from the annotation of a GenBank genome assembly. NCBI's taxonomy places the organism in Eukaryota, Dinophyceae, Suessiales, Symbiodiniaceae.
AUGGACUGGGAACAGUUGCCCAAGAACUUUGCCUUCCGAAGUGCAAUUCCUGAAAUUCUUUGCGAUAAAGAGUCAUCCUUCAAAGCCAAAGUUGACAUAGUCGCCUACAUCACUGCCUUUGGCUACGCCGUGGUGGUCCCAUGUUGCCUCCUGUACCUCUAUGCACGCCAGCACCUCCUCUUGCGCCGCAGCAGGAUGACCACCACAUUUGCAACUCACCAUCAUGAUCUCAAAGUGACAUUGAGGCCAGUUCUGAAGUCAGGAAAGCCGACCCCAGAGAAGCAGGAGCAGUGGACGCGUCACACGGCGGCAUCGACCGCUGCUUACAUCUCCUUGACUUUUCGAGGGCCGCUCUCUUUGAAGAUGGAAGAAGGGGAGAUGGUGGUGCAGAUGCUCGAGGGUUGCAGUUUGACGCACGGAGAAGUGGAGAUGAAUAUUUCGGACGUGGGCACCUUCCUUGACGAGGAUGAGGUUGAACAGGCGCGGAUACUGAGAUGCAGGGCCAUCAGUGAGAUGCUGAUGGAAAGGAGCACCCUUCAAGAAGUGGCCCCAUCAGAGAGGAUCUUGCUGGGUGCCCAGGACUUGCUGGCAAAGUAUGCCUUUGGUAGAAACGUCUUCCUGGAGAUCGUGCAGAAGUUGGUGGCCGUGGCCCUGGUCUCCACCGUCUCCAGCCCCGAUGGCUUGCAGCAGGCCCUCGGCAUCACCCUCACCACGGCGGCCAUGGUGGCGUUGGUGCAGCCGUAUUUGAAGCCGCAGGCGAACACACUUUUGGCGUGCUGCUACCUUUGCCUCGCCGUGGCGGCGUGGGCUUUCCAUCGGCGCGUGGCCUGGCUGAGCCGCGCGGCUCUGGCGCUGCCGUUUCUGCUGACCUUGCUGCAGUCCUUGACCCCGGACGGGGCCGAGACCCGGGCCCUGCGCAUCUGGGAGGACUUGGAACCCCAAGUCCAGGCGUUGCAAGAGGGCAAGGUCGUCGAAAUCACUGCAGAGCCUGGGCUGAAGUCAUUGCGCCUGCGGCGCCUUCCGCUGGAGGCCGCCAACGGCGGCCUUCUGGUGCUGGUGGCUCUGGCUCGAUUUGUGGAGGGGGCGAAAGAGUGUGCAAAACGAACGCCGGUGCUCUACCUGCGGAGGCACGGCCGGCAGAGUGUUCCGCUUGGCAGUGAUAUGAUCCUGGCGAGUAGACCUGCCCACCAUGAUGUUCUGGAUGAUGACCUGACCCUUCACCGCGUCCGUGGCAAGUGCCCACAGGAGGUGCCGUUGCGGGCAGUUCUGACACAGCUCGGGCUGAAGGAUGUGGAGGACGUGUACAGGAUGCGUGGGAUUGAUUGGCGCGGCUGCGACGUGUGGCAGAUCGAUCUCGAUGGCCUCGAGGAGGUGCAGGGCACCUUGGACGAGCGAAUCGCGGAGCUGCCGAAGUUCUCCUGGCUCGACCUUGGCGACACCAACGUCACAGGGGACGUGAAAGCCUUGGAGAACAACACUUACCUCGGCUUCCUCCACCUCGCAAACACCCGGGUGACGGGAGACCUCAGAAGUCUCUCCCAAGCCACGUGGUUGACAGCUCUCAACCUGCAGAACACCCGGGUGGCCGGUGACCUGAGCGGCCUCUCUCAAGCCAGGGGGUUGAACGCUCUCGACCUGCGGAACACCCGGGUGGCCGGUGACCUGCGCGGCCUCUCCCAAGCCAGCUUGACAUAUCUCGACCUGGAGAACACCCAGGUGACAGGUGACCUGAGCAAUCUCUCUCAAGCCACGAGGUUGCAAACGCUCAAGCUGCAGAACACCCGGGUGACCGGUGACCUGCGCGGCCUCUCUCAAGCCAGGCGGUUGAACGUUCUCGACCUGCGGAACACCACGGUGGCCGGGGACAUCUCCGCGCUGCGCAACUGGUCGGAGCUUGUGACGGCUGAGCUGUCCCGGACCCAGGUGUCAGGGCGCCUUGACAGGUCGUGGCGUGGCCAUUGCCAGCGGCUCCGGGACUUGAACCUGGCGGAGACCAAGGUGACCCUCGAUCCAAAUUACGACGACAAGUGGUUCAGCUGUCUAGGACUAGGAGGACAUCCAGAUCUCGACCACUGCUUUCUCCCAAAGUUGGCCACCUUGGACCUGAGCGGCUGCCCGCUCAACAGUGCAGCUGCUGACUUUUUGGAGGGCCUGCGCGCUUCGCCGUCGCUGGGCACGCUGAAUGUUGGCAACGCCGGACUUAGCGGCCUUGUCACCGGCUACAUUCAGGACGUGCAGGCUGUGGCCGUUGACUUGUCCUCCAACAAGUUGACACACAUCGGAGCGCUUCCACCCAACUGUCGAAGCUUUACAGCAGCAAGCAAUUACGGCAACUUGACGUUUGGGAAGGGUGUGCUCGGCAAAGCCAUCAGUGCCGGAGUUUCGCUCGACCUGUGGAAUGUGACCUUCGAAGAUCCGACUGAAGCUUGCUACUUACUAGACCAACGUCGUUCCUUUUUCUGA